Molecule: messenger RNA, 854 nt
Organism: Panonychus citri (citrus red mite)
Lineage: Eukaryota; Metazoa; Arthropoda; Arachnida; Trombidiformes; Tetranychidae
Gene: Rpb5
Product: DNA-directed RNA polymerases I, II, and III subunit RPABC1-like
Exons: 6
Coding region: 105-737 (210 amino acids)
Biological process (GO): DNA-templated transcription
Cellular component (GO): RNA polymerase I complex; RNA polymerase II, core complex; RNA polymerase III complex
Molecular function (GO): DNA binding; DNA-directed RNA polymerase activity
Source: RefSeq, a predicted model, not a curated record
UUCUUUUCUCUUCUUGUAUCAAACGUGGUAACAAUUCUCAUCUCUUUCUUGAUUGUUUUCUGUUUAUUUGUCGAUUAAUUUUUAAUUACUAAUCUAAUUUCGAUAUGGAUGACGAAGCUGAUACAUAUAAACUAUGGAGGAUUCGUAAAACAAUCAUGCAGCUUUGCCAUGAUAGAGGUUAUCUUGUUACUCAAGACGAACUUGACCAAACAUUGGAGCAAUUUAAAGAGCAAUUCGGGGAUCGUCCAAGUGAAAGACAUCCAGCCAGAAGUGAUUUAAUUGUACUGGUUGCUCACAAUGACGAUCCUACUGAUCAAAUGUUCGUAUUUUUCCCCGAUGAACCUAAAAUUGGUAUCAAGACGGUAAAAAAUUAUUGCCAACGGAUGCAAGAGGAAAACAUUUCCAGAGCAAUUAUUGUUGUCCAAAUGGGAAUGACACCAAGUGCUAAACAAGCUUUAUCAGACAUGGCACCUAAAUAUAUCUUGGAACAAUUCUUGGAAUCGGAAUUACUAAUAAAUAUCACUGAACAUGAAUUGGUACCUGAGCACGUUGUCUUGACACCCGAAGAGAAAUCUGAGCUUUUGACAAAUUACAAACUGAAAGAAAAUCAACUUAUGAGGAUUCAAGCCAGUGAUCCAGUCGCCCGUUAUUAUGGACUCAAACGAGGACAGGUUGUCAAAAUUAACAGGCCCAGUGAAACUGCGGGAAGAUACAUCUCAUAUCGCUUAGUUGUGUGAAUUUUUGUCCAUUCUGUCAUCAUCAUUCCCUAUCCCGUCAUCUAUAUUUUUAUGUCACAAUUAAAUAAUUCUGGUUCCAUCAAUUCGUGAAUUAAAAAAGGAAAGUCAAUCAAAAAA